Molecule: messenger RNA, 4898 nt
Organism: Coccinella septempunctata (seven-spotted ladybird)
Lineage: Eukaryota; Metazoa; Arthropoda; Insecta; Coleoptera; Coccinellidae
Product: zinc finger protein 609
Exons: 11
Coding region: 399-4400 (1333 amino acids)
Biological process (GO): regulation of transcription by RNA polymerase II
Cellular component (GO): nucleus
Source: RefSeq, a predicted model, not a curated record
UAGUUCGCAGCCCAGAGGCUACCGUGGCUGAGUGCGAGCGAAGGAAUGUGGUGCUGUGGAUUUCUCUGAAUCUUUUUGUUUUCUUUGUGAUGUGCUGAGUGUUCAGUCAUGCCUUAGUGUGUUGGUGUUUGGUGGCUUGUGUUUGUGAUAUUUCUUGUGGUAUAUACGAGAAAUUUCAACCUUUUUAACUGGAUUAAGUUCGCACUUUCUUCCCGUGAAUUCGGAUCAGCCGCGUAGGGACUAUAUCAACAGAACGACAACUGAUACAAUACGGAUCGCAGAGAGUUAGUACUGUUCUUUCUUUGGGAAUACUGGCGUAAGAUGCAGCGUGUGUUGGGUGUCGCCGCGGGGCCAGUACUCGGCGGCGGGGCCUUUCGCACCACCACCAGCCGGGUGGCAUGGCGGCCCCAAUGAGAUCGAGCUCGGUCCAAGAAGCGGGCCACCGACCGAGGGUGGCGGACUUAAGCAGCAGCGGCAGAGCGACGACGGGAAGCCAGCAGCCGGCUGCCAAGGCGGACGCGAGCCAGACCGCCGGCCAGACUGCCUCAACCGCCCCCGGUAAUUUCGAGUACGAUGACAACGAGUGGGAUAUAGGAAUCGGCGAUCUGAUCAUCGACCUGGAUGCGGACAUAGAGAAGACAACGGAAAAAACAAUUGAAUCAACAUCUAUGGCGGCCAACGCGGCCGGAACCCAAGCCACGAAGGCAGCAACGGCCAAGAUGGCGGUCGAGCAUUCGGCUACCGUAGAUAAAGGACUGAAAAUGAAGAUUAAGAGAACGAAACCAGGCACGAAGACUUCCGAGGCGAAGCACGAGAUCGUGAAAAGCAACGAACAAAACGGCGUUUCGGAAACUGGUGACGUGAAGGGGGGCGGAAGCGCCAGCGGCCCCCAGGUGAAGCAUUCUAGUGUGUCUUCGAACAGUGGCGUCGCGGGCGGGCAGCCCGCGGGCCCGCCGAACAAUGCGAACAAUAACUCAGGCGGCGGCGGCGGCAACAGCAAGCGCGGCUCGAGCGGACACAGGCGCGACAAGGCGCGCGACAAGCACACGAGCAACGACAAGACUCCGUCGCAGCCGGUUCCGAAAGUUAGUGGAGUGACCAAUCAAAAUCCUAGUGCGAUUUCCGAGAUGAACGGUAUAGUGAGGGUGGGCGCGCCUCAGACGGGCCCCCCGAGGCCGGUGUUCCCGGCCAGCACGGGCCCCGGGCCUCCACAGUGCGCGAACGCGGGCCCCUCGCCCGGUCCCCCGCCGAGUCCGGCCGCGGCCACUGCUCAAGGAUCGGCCGCCAAGCCGGAGCAGGCGAAAGUUGCUUCCACCGCCCCGGUCAUCCAGAACGCGACGACGUCUUCGGGAGGCGAGGAGAGGAACGCCGCCUCGCCUCCACCCUCCAAGAAGAUGAAGAGCGAUGUUAAGGUCGAAACGUCGGACGUUUGUGUCGGUACAAGUAUUGGAACCAUAACAGAACCAGACUGCCUUGGCCCAUGUGAACCUGGUACUAGUGUCACAUUAGAGGGUAUUGUCUGGCAUGAAACGGAGUCAGGCGUACUGGUAGUAAAUGUUACAUGGCGAGGAAAGACAUACGUAGGCACCUUACUCGAUUGUACUAGGCAUGAUUGGGCUCCUCCAAGGUUUUGUGAUUCUCCGACAAGUGAUUUAGAUAACCGAACUCCAAAGGGUAGAGAAACCCGAUCCUCAGUACAUAGCAAAUUACGGAAUGGCGGCAUCAAAGGACGCAGAGGUGCCGCGAACGGUUCAGGGCCGUCGACAGCCCCUUCUUCCCCCACCCCCUUCGUGUCUCCCAGAGCGGAACCGUGCAACAAGCGAAAGAGCAGGACAGAGGACGAGGCUCAAAACCAGAAGGAAUCGAAGAAAUCCAAAGUAAUCAUUCCUCCACCGGUCCCCCCGCCUGUAAUAGUUCCUACCAGCACGACAACGACGACCUGUUCAUCUCCCCCGCCUUCCCCCGUGCUCCUAGAAUGCCCGGAGCCCAAUUGUUCGAAAAAAUACAAACAUAUCAACGGCUUGAAAUAUCAUCAGAGUCACGCCCACGGUUCGGCCGACGACGAUGACACCAAAGACGUUACCUCGAUGUCCGAAAAUGACGAGUCGAACAUCGAGGCCCCUAGUCCCAUCACUCCCGUCAAGUCCCCCGAGAAGAGCCAGGACAGUCCCCUGCCGGCGCAGAAACGUGACGAUGAGAUCGCGUACAUUUUCAAGUCGGGAAACAUCCUGGACGUACCCAGCCAGCCCACCACGCCGAGGAGCACUCCGCCAUCGCCGGCCAUCCCACAGGGACUGCCCGAUCUGGCCUCUGGAACGAGCGUCAGUUCGCCUGUGGAAAAUAAGAACAUCGUCAAGCCGGGCGUUCUUCGUUUCAAUAACGCGGAAGAAUUCCCUGUUGGAGUUUUCUCUUCCAAUAAAACUCAGGUUUCCGGAACAUCGACCCUUGUUUCUUCAGGACGCAACGCACCAGUGCCAGUACUAGAGCAACCUUUACCUCAGAACGAAUCUCCAAUACAGCCCCAAACAUUCACGAACCCGUUACAAACCCAAGUUUGUAGUUUGCCCCCUCAGCAGUUUGUUCAGUCUCCAACAUUGGCAAUUCCAACCCAAACAAAUCCCUCACAGAUGACGUCGCAACUUUCGCCUCAUCCGAAUCAGCCUCCCUCCCCGGCUUGUAAAAUUACGAAUUUCAAGGUCAAGCCAACUGCCGCGCUGAUGCCGGAUGAGAAGAAAAACCCUCCUCAGAUAAACCAAACCAAACCUCAAAGCUUCAAGAAGAAAAACAGAAAGUCUCCUGCUGGUAGUCCCCAUCCACCUCAGUCUGACCAACCCAUGUUCGGAAUGGAACAAAGUGGAAGGGAUGAAGUUCGAAGUCCAGCUUAUUCCGAUAUUUCGGACGAUGGUGCCCCUGUGAUAGAAUCGGAGGUUGGCGACAAGAAUAAAAAUCCAAAUAAAAAAGCUGAUCCAGGUCAGCCUCUGUCACACAUGUCUCAGUAUGGGAUGUAUCCCUUUUAUGGCCAGUCACAAUACUUGGUGCCGAAUGUCCAGCAACAACCAGCGCCCCAGGAUCAAAAUAAACCCAAAGAACCAGAGAAACAAACUGAGAAAGCAGCUACUGACAAGGAAAUUAAGAAAGAAAGUGGAGAUUAUCCAUCCAAACCUAUUUCAGGUCCCACCCAGCAUUAUUAUCCAUUUGGAUACAUGAGUGGGUAUCCAGGAUAUCCAGUUGAUCCGAAUUAUGGAAUCGUUCAGGAAGAUAAAAUGAAAGAGGAACGGGUGAAAGAAUCUCCUAGUCCAAUUGAGCAACAGACAGUGAACAAACCCAUUCCAAAUCCUAUUCAAGUACCUAAUCCCGGUAAAUCAAAACAGGACUCUAAUCUGAACAUGAAGGACAAGCACCAAAAUGAUAAUCAUCAAAUAUUGAAGGAAAGUAUUGAGAUGAAGAACCAAAUGAAUCCUUAUAUGUAUUCAAGGCCAUCACAACAACAGCCUCCGACAUCCCAUCAUAACCAGAGAGAGGAGGAUGUGAGGAGAUUUUAUGUCUAUGAACAAAGACGAAAAGAAUCGCAGCAACAGCAGCAGCAACAACAACAAGUACAGCAAAAUCAGCAACAACAGCAGCAGUCUCAGGGUCAACCAAAUGUGGAAUCCCAUAAGAGUGGUUCAACAGGAAAAGGAGCUCCUCCACCAAGUCCCAACGUAAAGCAAUAUAAAGAUGCAAAAUUAGAAGAUAAAGAUAAAAAAGACAUAAAACAAGAAGGGGUUAAACCUACUAUGGAAACUCAGGGCCCUCCUCCACCUCCAACUUCACAAUACGCUUACAUACACCAUAAUUAUAUGCAAUCCCCUCAUUAUGGGGCGUUGCAUUUUGACCCUAAUCAUUCCAUGUACAGGGGGCUGAUGGUUCCAGGGCCGUAUAGUACUAAUCCUUACCUAUUGAAUACCCAAAUACCUAGAUAUCAUGCUCCAGAAGAUUUAUCAAGAGCACAACCUCCAACCAAAGCCUUAGACAUGUUAGAACAUCAUGCGCAAUAUUACUCCCAGCAUAAGAUACAUGAACUGCAGGAAAGAGCUAUCAAGUCCCCCACUCCCAAAACUUCAGCAGCCAGUUCUAGUCCUUCUGCAAACAGUGGAGGUCCACCCACCGGUCCUUCUUCACAAAUCAGCUCCUCAUCUCCAAUGUCUCAGCCAACUAAUGUACCUCCAACUGGAGGAAAACAAACACCAGGUGCCAACAAGGAAUCUAGGUCUCCACCUCCACAGAGACAUGUGCAUACCCAUCAUCACACUCACGUAGGCCUUAGUUAUCCCAUGUAUCCAGCCCCCUAUGGAGCUGCUGUGAUAGCAAGUCAACAAGCUGCAGCUGUUACAGUUAUCAACCCUUAUCCGACAAAGUGAAAUCAAUUAAAAUCAAACAAACCUUUGUAGUGUCGAGAAACAUUCCAUAGCUCUGACUGGUAAACUUUAGUAUGCACUGACACAACAGUAACUCCAAUGUGUUGAUCCUUAAAGGCGUUGUUUUUUAUUAAUAUUGCGCUGUUUCGCGUCAAAACUAUUUCCUGUAAAUGAUUUCAUUUCUGUAAAUAAUGUAAAGGCAAAAAGGUCCUUAAUUCAUCAUUUAUAGAAAAUAUGUAGUAGACUGAUAUAAUAUUAACUGACCUGUUAGAGAGGUAUAUGUAUUUUUUAAUGUACUUGGUCUUAUUUUCACUGAAUUUCUAUAAGUUUAAAUAUAUGUUCUAUUUUUACUAUUAUCUUUAACUUCGUUCCAGUUUUAUUGGAAUGAUGUUUGUACAAUUGAAACAUUGUUUUUUUUUACUGAAAAUGCAUCUGUACAGCUUGUAAUAUUCUGUAAAUAUCAUCUUAAUAAUAAAAGCUGAUUUGCUUUGUAUCUGUAAA